AUGUUCUUCAAGGCGCUGGACCUGACCACUGCGCUCAGGCCUUUGCUGCUACCUGAUGAGACCCUCCUCUUUGUCCAAGACGCAGUGGGACUUUAUGAAGGGAAAUACAAGAUUCAGAACUAUCAGAAUGGACAUGCCUAUCUCACAUCUCAUAGAGUGUGCUAUGUUGCAACUGAGGACCCGCGAAAGUAUUCGGUGGCUAUCGACCUGAAGGAAAUCGAUCGAGUGGAGUAUCAGGUUAGCUUCUUGAAGUCUUCUCCAAAGAUUACCAUACACCCCAAACCGCAGAAGAACAAGGCUGAUAAGUCGAGGAGCGCAACUGCCAGCCCUGCUCUAUUCCAACAAUCAGCCCUUCAUUUAGCGCAAUCACUGUCUACACUUCCACAAUCGAACAUUCCACAAAGCUCCUCGUCUCCGAAGCCGGUCAAUGCUACUUGGAUUUGUCCCAUUUGCUCAUUCUCCAAUCCGCUUCCAUCCAACUUCGACCCGACAACCGCAAGCGCUGCUACACAUUUGCCCCCCUGCCUGGCAUGUGGAAUCAAACCACCAUUUACAACCGUACUCAAAGCAGCCAUAAGUGCUGCGACAAGUCGAGACUCUCCCGUGCCUCCAGUUGCAUCGCCAGCCACUUCACACAGUUUUCCUCAACCAGGCUCUGUGGCAUUGCCCGGGCCCGGGGUAUCCGUCCCCUGUCCACGAUGUACUUUUGUGAACCACCCAUCUCUCACUGAAUGCGAGAUAUGCGGGGCCCCUUUAACAUCUGCGGGGUCUUCUGCUAAUGCUAACCGGGUGGACUCGCCUGCACCAAUAUUUGAGCAGUCGCAUAUUGCAAAUACAGAGGUUAGCGAGAGCAUCAAACUUUCUUUCCGUGCAGGGGGCGAGAAAACAUUCCAUGAAAGGCUAAAGGGGGCCUUGGUUCAGAGGAAGUGGCUUCUGCAAAAUGCGCCUCCUGUGCCUCCACCAUCUCAGGCCACCUCCUCACCUGGCUUGCCAUCUGGUGUCACUGCUGUGGAAAGCCCUCUUCCUUCCACGCCACGGUCUUCGGGUGUCGGUAUUGCAGGACUGGAACGUCGUGGUUUGGAGGCUCGGAAAAAGAAUGAGAUGGUGAUCGGGAAUGCCUUUGAGGAUCUUGGAGCCUUGAUGGCCUCUGCAAAGCAGAUCGUGGCUCUAGCCGAAAGCUUAGCCCGAGAGUCAGGCAUGACCUCCAGCGAGGGCUCCGCAGAAGCCAGUGCGGUACUAUCCGAAUCAGCAGCUGCUCUAGGAAUGGUUACCACAAAAGACAUGUUGAGCUCUGGAUCAGAAAGUCUUUAUCUAUCAGAACUCGCGCGUGAUUUAGCUGAAUACUUGACAGAUGACAGGAAAGGCAUUUUGCAGCGCGAAGGUGGAAUCAUGAGUCUCAUCGACCUCUGGGCGGUCUUCAAUCGCUCCCGUAAUGGAGUUGAGCUGGCCAGUCCUUCUGAUUUCCAAAAGGCCGCAGAGCUAUGGGAGAAGCUCAAACUGCCUGUUCGCCUCCGGCGCUUCAAGAGUGGUCUUCUGGUAGUACAGCGGUAUGACUGGAGCGAUGAGAAGACAAUUGAGAAAAUUCUAGACUGGAUGGAAGAGCUGCGACGCAUUCCUCCCGAAGAUUUUGUUCCUUGGGAUUGGUCGCUAUUCGGCCGGGCAGUCACUGCACAAGAAGCCGCGCAUCGGUUCAAAUGGAGUGUCGGGGUAGCUUCCGAAGAGCUAGAAAUGGCUGAAGACCGGGGGAUUCUUUGUCGGGAGGAGGGAAUUGAGGGUCUACGCUUCUGGCGCAACUACCUCUCGGUCCCGGUUUCUGAUAAUCUCUCUCGCCUUAUUAUUUGA
Molecule: messenger RNA, 1842 nt
Organism: Penicillium antarcticum
Lineage: Eukaryota; Fungi; Ascomycota; Eurotiomycetes; Eurotiales; Aspergillaceae
Product: ESCRT-II subunit protein VPS36
Exons: 3
Coding region: 1-1842 (613 amino acids)
Biological process (GO): protein transport to vacuole involved in ubiquitin-dependent protein catabolic process via the multivesicular body sorting pathway
Cellular component (GO): late endosome membrane; ESCRT II complex
Molecular function (GO): phosphatidylinositol-3-phosphate binding; ubiquitin binding
Source: RefSeq, a predicted model, not a curated record